AUGAACAUAUUUGGAGAUCAAGUGACAGAGGAGAAGGGGGAAAAUGCCAGGCUCUCAUCGUUUGUCGGCGCCAUCGCCGUGGGUGACUUGGUGAAGUCCACUUUGGGUCCCAAAGGUAUGGAUAAGCUUCUUCAAAGCAUGUCAUCAGCUGAAUCAAUGGUGACCAAUGAUGGUGCCACUAUUUUGAAAUCUAUUCCAUUUGAUAAUCCAGCCGCUAAGGUUCUUGUUAAUAUUGCCAAAGUACAAGAUGAUCAGGUCGGUGACGGUACUACAUCGGUCACUGUACUAGCAUCCGAGCUUUUGAGAGAAGCUGAAAAGCUAAUCGACCAAAAAAUCCAUCCUCAGACGAUUAUAGAAGGUUACAGAAUCGCCAGCAAGGCGGCAUUGGCCCAGCUUGUUUCCUUGGCUGUCGAUAAUUCGGAUGAUUCCGCCAAGUUUAGAGCAGAUCUAGUCAACAUUGCCAAAACUACGCUCUCCUCGAAGAUUUUAUCACAGGACCGUGAUUACUUUGCCAAUUUGGCUGUUGAUGCUGUACUCCGUCUUAAAGGUUCGACAAACUUGGAUCAUAUCCAAAUAAUUAAAAAGGCCGGUGGUAAGCUCUCGGACUCUUUCCUAGAUGAAGGAUUUAUAUUGGACAAGAGGUUUGGCGUGGGCCAACCAAAACGUAUAGAGAAUGCAAAGAUUCUCAUUGCCAACACUCCUAUGGACACCGAUAAAGUGAAGAUUUUUGGUGCCAAGUUCAAAGUUGAUUCUACCAGCAAAUUGGCCCAGUUGGAGACAGCUGAGCGUCAGAAGAUGAAGGGUAAGGUGGAGAAGAUUGAGAAAUUUGGUAUCAACUGUUUCGUUAACCGUCAACUCAUUUACGACUGGCCUGAGCAGUUAUUCACAGAUGCUGGUAUUAAUUCCAUUGAACAUGCAGACUUUGAUGGUGUCGAAAGAUUGGCUUUAGUUACAGGCGGUGAGGUUGUUUCUUCAUUUGAUGAUCCCGAAAAUGCCAUAUUGGGUCAUUGCAAGUCCAUUGAAGAAAUUAUCAUUGGUGAAGAUGUCAUGACUAAAUUCACGGGCACCGCUGCUGGUAAGGCAGGUACUAUUGUUUUAAGAGGCUCUACAGAGCAAGUAUUAGAUGAGGCUGAGAGAUCUCUCCACGAUGCUCUUUCUGUACUUACCCAGGCAACUAAGGAGACCAGAACGGUUCUUGGAGGUGGUUGUUCUGAGAUGAAUAUGUCCAAAGCUGUUGAACAGGCCGCACAGAAUGAAUCCGGAAAGAAGUCACUCGCCAUUGAAGCAUAUGGUCGAGCUUUAAGACAGCUUCCAACCAUUUUGUGUGACAACGCUGGUUUUGAUUCCAGCGAGUUGGUUUCUAAGCUUAGAUCGUCCAUCUACAACGGUUUGACCAGCUCUGGUUUAGAUCUAGAGCACGGUACUAUAGCCGAUAUGAGGGAUUUGGGUGUCGUGGAAAGUUACAAGUUAAAGAAGGCUGUUGUUUCUUCAGCUUCUGAAGCUGCUGAGGUCUUGCUAAGAGUUGACAAUAUAAUAAGGGCUAAACCUAGAACAGCAGAUAGAGGCAGAGGCCACCCUUAA
Molecule: messenger RNA, 1581 nt
Organism: Brettanomyces nanus
Lineage: Eukaryota; Fungi; Ascomycota; Pichiomycetes; Pichiales; Pichiaceae
Gene: CCT2
Product: T-complex protein 1 subunit beta
Exons: 1
Coding region: 1-1581 (526 amino acids)
Biological process (GO): protein folding
Cellular component (GO): cytosol; chaperonin-containing T-complex
Molecular function (GO): ATP-dependent protein folding chaperone; ATP binding; ATP hydrolysis activity
Source: RefSeq, a predicted model, not a curated record